Phialemonium atrogriseum is the source of this 1692-nucleotide messenger RNA. Its product is annotated as acyl transferase/acyl hydrolase/lysophospholipase. Gene Ontology annotation, biological process: arachidonate metabolic process. The transcript has 4 exons. The record is from RefSeq and is a predicted model, not a curated record. Lineage: Eukaryota; Fungi; Ascomycota; Sordariomycetes; Cephalothecales; Cephalothecaceae. Gene Ontology annotation, cellular component: membrane. Bases 188 to 1360 code for a protein of 390 amino acids.
CCUGGAUGCCUCAUGACGGAAAAUGUUCGUCCUUCAUUAUCUCGCUCUGUUCGUCACGGCCGUCACAGUCUAGGUGUCGAAGCCCCUAGCCACCACCCAAGGCAGUCUGCCCUCGUCUAUUCUCGGUCCUCUUGAAGGUCAAGCUGGGUGGUCAUCCCUCGUCAUCAUCGGAGAUCGGAAGCAGACAAUGUCACGCCCAGUGAAAAUCCUCUCCCUUGACGGGGGUGGCAUCCGAGGCAUGUCAAGCUUGUACAUACUCGAACAGGUCAUGGAGAAGAUCAAGGCCCAGGCCCCGGGCGAGGAUCGCAAGCCUAGUGAAUAUUUCGAUCUAAUUGGAGGCACAAGCACGGGAGGCAUCAUCGCCAUCAUGCUCGGGAGGCUGGAUAUGGACGUCGGCGACUGUAUCACGGCUUACAAGGAUGUUGCUUCGAAAGCCUUCGUUCCCAAGACGUCGCCGUCGCGCCUGCUUAGCAGAAUUCCCGGCGUGCCCAAGGUCCCUGACCCUGAGGGAGAGUUCUCCGCCAGCGCCCUCGAAGACGCUAUCAAGCUCAUUAUAAGAAAGUACUGCAGAGAACCCACGUGUGUUCAGCUGAGCGAGGAGGACAAGGUGAAAAGAUGUCCCCAUAGCGACAAACCCUUUCGGGAUGGAUCCUGUCCCAAGACGGCCGUUCUGGCCAAGACCAAGGACAAUGUCGACGCACCCCCCACCGUGCUUAACACCUAUGAGCCAUCCGCGGAAUUCGCCCGCUGUACCAUUUGGCAAGUCGCCCGGGCCACGUCGGCAGCCACGACCUUUUUCAAGUCGAUCAAGCUCGGGCGCCUUGACAUGGAGUUCAUCGACGCCGGGUUCGGCAACAACAAUCCGUGCGACGUGCUCCUGGGCGAGGCCAAGCAGCUGUUCCCGGAUGCAACGACGUUCCAGAUCCUCAGCAUCGGCACGGGGCUGGGCCGGGUCGUGACGGUCAAGGGCAGGCGGUCGAUCCUGGAUGCCCUGGCCAAGAUGGUCGCCAGCUCGACCAAGGUGGCCCUGGACAUGGACCGGCAUUUCGCCGACAGCGGGCAGUACUUUAGGUUCAACGUCGACAAUGGCCUCCAGGACAUCACCCUGUCGGACUGGGAGAAGACCAGCAAGAUCGUCGCCCACACCCACAACUACCUCCUUACCCCGACGGUGGCGAGGAAGAUCACCGAGUGUGCCAGCAGACUCAUAGCAGCUACCGCGUGGCGUGAUGACAACUUGGCGGGGGACACUGUGGCCGGUGAAGGCGCUCCACAGGGCCAUCUACGCGCCGUUGAGACGGAUGGAAACCCGCCGGCUAGCAGACCGCCUACGGCUCCGGGUCUGGGAAGCGUCGAGUAAGGAGAUACAUUCCAGUUCCGUCGAGUCGCCGUCAGGAGAGGAGGGGGAGAAGGAGGUUGGGAUAGGCGCUGAUUUUGAAUCCAUGUAUUCUAGGCUACCAAUUCGAGAACGCGCUUCUCCUCGACCGGCUCGCGUGACGCCGUGGUCGAGACGCGACAUCUUCAUGGUCCCCCUAGCCGCGAACAACAACUACGUGCGCCGCGCGAAGCCCGAGGAAGACCUGUGCGGGAUCCUCCGUCCCAAAGACGACGGCCCAAGGGCGCCCAAACGAGCCGCCCUGUACGGGCUCGGCGGCUCGGGCAAGACGGAGGUCGCCGUGCGGUACGCCCAGG